GUGUGUGUGUGCGGGUGUGCGUGUCUGACUUCUUCUCUUCUGGGUUUAGAGGAAGAGGAAUCAAGAAGUGCAGCUCGACUCUGAAUGCUUUUUGUAACACAUUUUUUAGCUGCUGCUGAUCUUCCUCUUUUCUCUGUUUUCAGCUCUUUACGUGGCUGCUCUUCACUUUUUGUAUUUUCCCGAGGAAUGAACUAAGGAGCUUCUUCUGCUGUCUCCUGAACUCGCUGCGGAUUCUUCUAUGGACACAGACUGAGGUGCAGCGUCCAGUGCAGAUAGAGUGAACUGGAGAGAGGACGAUGCCAGCCCCACCUCCCCCACCGCCCCCCGGGCCUCCCCCUCCUCCCACCUUAGCUGUUGCCAACACAACGAAACCAAUUCUGAAAAAAUCCGAGCAGCAGGGACGGAACGCUCUGUUGUCCGACAUCUCUAAAGGAGCCAGAUUAAAGAAAGCUGUCACCAAUGACCGCAGUGGACCAUUGCUGGACAAACCCAAAGGAGGAGGUGGAGGAGGUGGAGGAGGUGGAGGAGGUGGAGGAGGCGGAGGAGGUGGAGGAGGAGGCAGAGGAGGAGGAGGAGGAGGAGGUGGAGGUGGAGGAGGAGGAGGAGGCGGAGGAGGUUUAGGAGGUCUGUUUGCAGGAGGGAUGCCAAAACUGAGGUCUGCGGGAAACAGAGACACCACUGACUCUGCCCCCAGCCGAGGACCCGUGCUCCCCCCGGGGGGCCGCUCCAGUGGCCCCAGCCCCUUCGGUGGACCACCUAAACUCCCAGGAGCCCCUGGUGGCGGGCGGAGCAGCGCCCCCGACCUUCCCAAGGGACGCCCCAACUUCUCAUCCAGACAAGAAACUCCUGGGGGCCCCCCUCCCCCUGUACCCAACACACCUCGACCAACCCAGGCCUUCCAGUCCCGCGGGGGCCCGCCUCCCCCAUCGCUCCCUGGAGGACCCCGACCCAGCCCGGCCUCGAUUCCUAUAACUCCCAGUGUUCCCCCAGGGAGACACGGACCUCUCCCUCCCCCACCGGGAGGCUCCUCACUUGGGUCAAGACCGGGCUUCUCUGCACCUCCUCCUCCACCUCCAAGCAGCAGCCGACCACCCGUGCCCGCGGCUCCUGGAGGGAGACCCCCGCUUCCCGACGACCGGCCCCCGCCACCACCAGCUCCUUUGGGAGGUCAUCGGCCCUCCAUGCCCCGCGACAUGCCCCCUCCUCCCCCCUCUGUCAACUCCAAACCUCCCUCCUCUGUCUCUAGCUCCUUAUCUCCUCGCUCCUCACCCGGUGGGGGGGGGCCUCCUCUCCCACCGGGGCGACCGGCCCUCCCACCCACCCCACCUGGAGGGGACGACCACAGCACCCCCCGUCUGCCCCAGAGGAACAGCUCGCUCAGCAGCCUCGGUCAAGCUCCGCCUCAUAGCCGGACAGGGCCCCUCCCUCCCCCGCCCAACGAGAGGCCGCCCUCUCUCGGGAGGAUCCCGUCAGUACGCACAGGGCCUCUUCCUCCCCCUCCUCCCUCAGGUCGCAGCGUGGGCGGGGGCAGUGUGAGGUCAUCGCCCGCUCCCUCUCCGAUUGGUCGGCCAGCCCCGGAUCCCCAUCGCGGUGGCGGUAGACCUCCCCCCCCUCCAGACAGGCCCGGGGUGGGAGGAGCCCCACCCCCUCCUCCGCCACCCAUGGGCAACGGCUUCCAGAACUCUCACCACAACCAGAACCAGGACGAGUGGGAGUGUCGCUUCACCUUCCAUCCGGUGUCGGACUUUCCUCCCCCGGAGCCCUACGUGCCCUUCCAGAAGAGCUACCCCAGCAAGAUCGGCAAGACUGACAGCAGAGGUUCUGGUAAAAAGGAGAGAGGAGCUCCUCCUCUUCCUCCGAUACCCAGGUGAAGAGGAGGCAGCCGCCACGACCACACCUGGAGCUCUCCUCUCUCUGUUCCCCUCCUCGUCUGUGUUGCUCUCAUUUUGCUUUCAACGACAGCGUUUGUUAUUUGUGGUGACCUCAACGUGUGAAACACAGUCGACCAAGUAAAAGGACAGACUCACCAAACAACCACCAUGGAGUUUACAUCACGUGCCUCUGAAAGACCAAAGCCAGUUUCUCCUGCGGUACACUGUGUUCAGAUCAGAUGUCAAAUAGACUCGUACCUCUUUGGGUACUAGAAGUGAAAUAUGUUUUUUUUAUGGUUUAUAACCAUGUGAGUGGAAGUUGCUUUGUCGAUGUGGCUGCGGUGAAACGUAAAGAACUCAAGAACUAAAGUGUUUUUCAUAAACUUCUUUUCUUUCCUCUACAGUCCACACAUUGCCUGCUUAUUAUAUUUUAUCAACAAGCUGCACUUUCAGAAAACCAGCUCGACAGAUAGAGCAGCAUUUGACAGGUUGGACAUGUGACUUCCCCAAACCUGUUUACAAAACCCCCGACAGCGUUCUGUGAAAUGUAAUUCAACAUGUGAGGGUGUCACGGCGUCACAGGGGUUAACUCCGUCACCUCACACGUCUUUCUGUGUGCAGUUAGCAUGUUCUCCCUGAUAAAUCAUAAAUAUAUGGAUAUGUCAUUCUUUAUUGGUAAUAUUACUGCAACCAGUUGCUUUCCUAAAGUGUUUCAAUAAGCUGUUUCUCUCAUUGUGCCUUUUUCUGUUCAGGAUUGUACUUUGAGGCUGUUAAACAGUUGAGGGAAAUGGCCUUUUGUGCCUUAAAUGAUGUUAAUAAAAGUUUGCUCUCCAGGGUUUGAUCACCUCUGUUGAUGUAAAACAAUAAAGCAAUACAGCAGCUCGAUGGCCACGUCAUUCAGAGCCAAGGUUUUCACAUGUAUCAUCAGAAGGAGAUCAGGUAGAAAAAAACCAAUGUGUGUUAUUUAGUGAAAGAGAUUCAGUAAUUAUGGGGAAUGUUCCUGUGUUUCCCACUUUCUCAGUCAGAAACCAGCAAAUGCCUUAAGAUGGACCGUUCUAAUGUGUUUGAUUUAAUCUGAAGUUACAUCAGACCCUGUAGGGUUAAAUAACACGAUCAUAAUCACACAGGUAUCACGAACGUUAGCCAAACCAGGCAAGUAAAGUGAGUUUGUGCCUCUUGUGGAGCGGAGGGGGCGUCCAUGGUCUCAGACCUGGAAACCCCCUGAUCUACAUUAUUAAGCAAAUGUGUCUUGAGUACAUCAUCCAUACUUAAACAUGAAACCAAACUAUAAAUGGCUCCAGCUUCCUGCCACCGCUGCAUAAAACGAUCGGGGGGAGGGGGGGAAAUGUGCACGUUUGAUUUGCCAAAGCCACGUGUGCCUUCACAUUGUGUACUCACAUGUACGUGUUUCUGUUGGAUCCACUGAUCGGUACUUUUCAUUUUGUCACGUGAGAUAUGAGCGUGCAUGUGAUGUGUAUGACUGAGAUGUUUUAGAGGAGGGGGGGGGGUGGUUUACAGUUUAUCUGAUUUAUUAUUUUUGCUGUUUUUGUUUAGAGCGGCAGUGAAGGAGCCGUGUUCGUGCCUGUGAGAUUUAAUCCAGUGCUAUUGAAGGACUGUAUUAUUUUUAAGUUAUGUCUAAGAACUGUGCAGUAUUAAGUUGUUUUGCUUCACCCAGCACUGCUUUGAGCGGUCUUUUGUAUACGUGAUGUAUUAUUAUCAAGUGCUGGACAAAGAAACUUUAAGACAAUCACACACGAAUAAAGUCUAUUUACAUAAAUAAAUAAAAAUGCUUUAAGCUGCUCUCUGUGCUUCACUUGAGCUGAAAUGUGCUUUUAUUGGACUAUAGGUUGUAAAUCAUUUGUGUAUAAACGAGGAUGGAGAAUUGCAGC
Molecule: messenger RNA, 3760 nt
Organism: Platichthys flesus (European flounder)
Lineage: Eukaryota; Metazoa; Chordata; Actinopteri; Pleuronectiformes; Pleuronectidae
Gene: wipf1b
Product: WAS/WASL interacting protein family, member 1b
Exons: 9
Coding region: 297-1871 (524 amino acids)
Molecular function (GO): actin binding
Source: RefSeq, a predicted model, not a curated record